AUACAAGAUACACGAUUGUUGGUUGAAGUCUGGAUGAAGGAUGUUUUAUUUUAUUUUUGUUUUUCAGUUUCCCCCCCUGAGGGGUUGCCACCUUAUUGUGGUCGGGGGGGGUUUCUGUGCCUCAGUGACCUUAAGAGCUAAACCAGCAGGAGCUUAGUCUGGACAGGUCUGAAGGUAGAGACCUGACAAAGUGCAAUCCACUUCUCCAGGUUGGGGUUGGACACAUAGACCCCUUUCAAUGAAGAAAGCAUCGUUACUAUAAGCACAGAAAAAAAAGUGCUGGAGCAUGAUGUGUCCACAUGAUGCCCCCUUCACAUUUCUGACUGCCCCCUCAUAUAUGCUGCCUAGAAGCGGUCCUGGGGUCCGCCCUGAUCCGUGACAAAUAAAGCUGUGGGAGGACAUAACCAACCUUGCAUUUCCACCAAAUUAAAAAAGCCUUUUUAUUUAAUUUUGUUAUUAUUCUUUAGAACUAGUAUAUUAAAUGUGUUGAGAGAAUAUAGCAAACCUCUACAAUUCAACCAUUUUUAAAAUCCUAAUAUUUCUCUCAGUAUCUUCCUGUUCCACGCAGCCCCGGUCUCCCCUACUCCUCUCCUGAGUCUGUGAAUGGGCGGACCGGUCAGUCAGCUGAUGACUGAAAUACUCCACACAAUCUCUGUCCUCAAUACAUGGAUUUCGUCACACGAAUGAUUUUCUAGCCAAUUACGCACAAUGUGGAAACCCUCAUUCAGCUGCAGCUCGGUGGGAUUUCACUCCGGAAUGUGUCCUCUGCGCGCACCUGGAGCCGCCGGAGACAUGCACAGGCAACACGUCUCUGUUUUAUGAUACCGAGCCGCCGCCGUUUAUUCCUGUGAUGGGGAGAAUCACAUGGAGCUGCGCUGCCGUGAUCCUGCUGGCCAUCAUUAGCUCAUGUCGUGCAGUCACUCUGGAGUCUGUCCACUGGAGCAGCUCCAACACCAAAUUCAGUCCAGGUCAGGGUCUGGUCCUGUAUCCACAGAUCGGGGACAAGAUGGACAUCGUGUGUCCCCGGGCGGACGCCUCCUCGGGGGAGAAGGAGGAGUUCUACCGAGUGUACCUGGUCUCCAGGAGCCAGAUGGAGAGCUGCACCAUCGACAAGACGGACACGCCGCUGCUGAACUGUGACAAACCUCACCGGGACGUAAAGUUCACGUUCAAGUUCCAGGAGUUCAGCCCCAACCUGUGGGGUCUGGAGUUCCUCAAGGGGAGGGACUAUUAUAUCACCUCCACCUCUGCAGGCUCUCUGCAGGGUCUGGAUAAUACUAAUGGAGGGGUGUGCAAAACCAAAUCCAUGAAGCUGGUGCUGAGAGUCGGCCAAAGCUCAUCAGAUCCACCUUCAACCCUCCAGGAGUCCCCCACCAGAUUCCCACCCACACGACCAAAGUCCAAGGACCCGCCUGCGAAAGAAAAGGACGUAAAAAACAAAACUGACUCGGGCUCAGAAGCAGGACAAACAAACCCCAGUGGCGACGGUGGCUCUGAGCCAAGACUGUUUAUGUGGGCUGUGUCCGGCGGUGUGAUCCUCCUUCUGCUCCUCAUAAUUGUGCUGGUCGUGCUGUGGAGGCACCGUCACCGCCGCUGUGUCCCAGAUAACCAGCAGUCCGCUGCCUCCGUGCCCCUCAACACUCUGGCCGUGGCGAAGCGGGACAGCAUCGGCAGCGACAACAACGGCUCGGACCGCAGCGACGUCGUCUUCCCUCUGCGGGCUUCUGACAGCAUGCUCUGCCGCCAUUAUGAGCGUGUGAGCGGCGAGUACGGGCCCCCUGUGUACAUAGUUCAGGAGAUAAUGCCCCAGAGUCCCACCAACAUCUACUACAAAGUCUAAUGUUGCUGCUCUGAUGUGUUUGGGUGAUAAUCCUACACGGGCUGGGACACCAACUCUAAUAUCGCUUUAGUUUUAAAGUUCUUAGCGGGUGUGAAGAAAAGUCACAGCUGAGAUUCUGCACUGAUGAUUUACUUUAAGUCUUGUGUCACAAGUGCACAAAAUGUUGUUGAACCAUUCUGUUUUCUUGAU
Messenger RNA from Centropristis striata (black sea bass), 2029 nucleotides. RefSeq names its product ephrin-B2a-like. The transcript has 5 exons. Gene Ontology annotation, molecular function: ephrin receptor binding. The record is from RefSeq and is a predicted model, not a curated record. Gene Ontology annotation, biological process: blood vessel morphogenesis; ephrin receptor signaling pathway; axon guidance. Lineage: Eukaryota; Metazoa; Chordata; Actinopteri; Perciformes; Serranidae. Gene Ontology annotation, cellular component: plasma membrane. Bases 851 to 1840 code for a protein of 329 amino acids.